This is a messenger RNA of Linum trigynum, 1745 nucleotides long. The record is from the annotation of a GenBank genome assembly. NCBI's taxonomy places the organism in Eukaryota, Viridiplantae, Streptophyta, Magnoliopsida, Malpighiales, Linaceae.
UGAUUUCUAAAACGUGUCAUGUUUAGUCACUAGAAAAAAUUAAUAUCAACUUUGGUCACUCGAAUUACUGAAAUAGUCCACAUAUAGUCACUCUCCGUUAGUCUCCAUCCAACUCCGUUAAUGGAGAUCGUUAUGUGUUGACAUGACUAACAUAAUCGCCUAAUCAGCGUCAUUUUUGGUAAGAAAUGGUAAACCCGACCCGCCACGUCACUCGACCCCUACCCAACCCACCCCCCUCUUCCCUUACUUUUCUCUUUUCUUGCUUCUAACCCUUCUUCUCCCAUGCUCCCCACCGAUUCCUCUCCGAUCUUCCCCAUCGAUUCUUCAUCCACCGUGGGACUCCUUCCUAAAUCAUAUCCCAUCAUCGGUUCCACCCUUGACAUCGCCACCAACAAGGAGCGGCGAGUCCGGUGGACCUCCGACAUCGUUCGAACCUCCCCCACCGCAACGUUCGCCCUCCACCGUUCCCUGAGCUCCACCCGCAUCUUCACCGCCAACCCGGCCAACGUCCAACACAUCCUCAAUUCCCCAACUAUCAGAAGGGCUUCGACUUCUGAACCACUCUGUUCGACCUCCUCGGCGGCGGGAUCUUCAACCGCCUCGUACGACAAUUAAUUUACGGCGAGUACGGAAAAGUAGUAGGAGAUUUGGUGUAAGGAAAUGGUUAAGUACCAUACAUGGGUCUGUAUAAGAUCCAACAUAACCUUCUUCCAAUAACUCGAGUUAUUGGGACCAACUGGUUUAUGACAUGGUAUCAGAGCUUAGUUUGUCCUUGAGAUCACGUGUUCAAGUCCUCACGACCCCCAAUAUUAAUCGUUGUCUUUCAAGCACAUGGUAUGGCGGGCCUGUGCAAACUUCAAGCCCAUGAGUCGGCUUUCGUUUGAGGGGGCGUGUAAGGAAGUGAUUAAGUACCAUACAUGGGUCUGUAUAAGAUCCAGCAUAACCUUCUCCCAACAACUCGAGUUAUUGGGACCAACUGGUUUAUGACAUUUGGCAACGUGAUCUCCCUCCGCCUCGUCGGUGGUGGUUGGAGUCGAUCCAAGGAAAAGUCAAUCAUAGAGUCAGGCCAAAUGCUCCUAAUGUCUUCUCAAUUUAUCUCGAAGAUGAAUAAAAAUGACCAGACUGAAAUCACCGUUGACAAUCAAUCCAAGCAGAAGUAAUCAUUCAAGCUCUUAAUACACAACGAUCAUUCAAAAAAAGGGGAAGUUGAGGAAGCUAUGUGUUAGGAAGUGGGACCAACUGGUUUAUGACAUGGUAAUAGAGCUGGUUUGUCCUUGAGGUCACGUGUUCAAGUCCUCACGACCGCUAAUAUUAACCGUUGUCUUUCAAACACAUGGUAUAACAGGCCUGUGCAAACUUCAAGCUCAUGAGUCAGCUUUCGUUUGAGGGAACACGUAAGAAAGUAGUUAAGUAUUAUACAUGGGCCUGUAUAACGAUGGUGACGGAGCAGCUAGUGACAGUUUCAGCUGCAGUAGGCCAGCAGCUCUUCAGCUUCUCGUGGAACAUAGUUCGAUUCUUUGACGACUUCUAAAUACUUGUUAACGUGGUUGUAGUUAGCUUGUUCCUCAUAGCAACUCUUCAAAAGGGCUUCCUUGUAAUGAUUGAUGGUAUACGCUUGCAGUUGGGAUCCUCCAUUCGAAGCUGCCUCACUCCCCACUUGACUGCCAACAUUCAUACCACAACUGCCUUCUUGAUUGCUACUGCCACCUGCUCCGUUGCCAAUCUAACAAAAAUUAAGGUAGUGC